UGAGCUUCAGGUCAGACACCGAGCAGCUUUGGGAGUUUUCAGAUCAGCAAAGCGAGGAAAAGUUUUGACAAGCGAACCUGCGUGCGGCUUCUGACAGCAGCAGCUCAGCGUUCAGCCUCAGCCCGUGUGUGGAGAGCUUCUGCGGGUGAGAGGCUGUACAAUCCUCGGCAGUGUUCUGAGACUGUGCGGCCCCGAUACCCCUCCAACCCCCCCACCACCCCCCUCCAGCCUGGACGGUCACAGUCCGCCUGGUUUCAUGGACUAACCGACAGUUCACAUGUUUAAUGACAUUAUCUGUCAGAGGGCUCCUUCUGACCAGCGCACUUCGAGUACCAACACGUUUUACUUGUCUUGACUCUAAAGUUGGACCUAACUUUGCCGGGGAAUUACAACAUUGUUAUCGUGCAUAAGCGACAACAUGACGGCCGAAAAGGAGAAAAAGAGGAGCAGUUCAGAGCGGCGUAAGGAGAAGUCCCGGGACGCAGCCCGCUGCCGGCGCAGCAAAGAGACUGAGGUUUUCUAUGACCUUGCUCACCAGCUGCCUUUACCCCACAGUGUCAGCUCUCACCUGGACAAGGCCUCCAUCAUGAGGCUGGCUAUCAGCUUCCUGCGCACACGCAAGCUGCUCGCCACAGGCUGUAGCAGCGGCGGUGACGAGGACAGACAGAUGGACAGUCUGUACCUGAAGUCUCUGGAGGGCUUCAUCACCGUGGUAACAUCUGACGGCGACAUGAUAUUCCUGUCCGAGAACAUCAACAAAGUCAUGGGGCUCACUCAGGUGGACCUUACUGGUCACAGCAUCUUUGACUUCACCCAUCCAUGUGACCAUGACGAGAUCAGAGAAAAUCUCAGCCUGAAGACAGCUGGCAGUGGCUUUGGUAAAAAAAGCAAAGAGCUGAGUACUGAGCGAGAUUUCUUCAUGCGGAUGAAAUGCACAGUGACCAACAGAGGACGCACUGUCAACCUCAAGUCAGCCAGCUGGAAGGUUCUGCAUUGUACUGGACACCUCAAGAUGUACAACAGCUGCCCUCCGCGAGGCCUGUGUGGCUUCAAAGAGCCUCCGCUCACCUGCGCUGUCCUGAUGUGCGACCCCAUCCCACACCCGUCCAACAUCGACACGCCUCUGGACAGCAAAACCUUCCUGAGCAGACACAGCAUGGAUAUGAAGUUCACCUACUGUGAUGAGAGGGUAACAGAGUUGAUGGGAUACACCGCUGAGGAUCUGCUGGGUCGCUCAGUCUAUGACUUUUACCACGCCCUGGACUCAGACAGCGUCACCAAGAGCCACCACAACUUGUGUACCAAGGGUCAGGCAGUCAGUGGUCGGUAUCGUAUGCUGGCGAAGAACGGAGGCUACGUCUGGGUAGAAACCCAGGGAACUGUCAUCUACAACAGCCGCAACUCCCAGCCCCAGUGCAUCGUGUGCAUAAACUAUGUCCUCAGCGACAUUGAGGAGAAGUCCAUGAUUUUCUCCUUGGAGCAGACAGAGUCACUGUUCAAGCCAUGCCACAUGAGCAGCUUCUUCAACGCUGGAGGUGAAGGCGUGGCCGGAGAGGCGGGAGAUGCCCUCUUUACCAAACUCAAAAAGGAGCCGGAGGACCUCGCCCAGCUGGCUCCAACACCUGGAGAUACAAUCAUCAGCCUCGACUUCCGCCGCACUCACUUCGAGGAGCCCCAGCAGCCAGCUGGAUACGCACAGGCGCCUGCUGCAUCUAUGCCCCCUCCGGACCCUCCAUCCUGGGCCAGCGAGAGCCACAAGCUUGCCCCUCCAUCAUCAGGCCAAAUCUCUGCACCAGUUCCAAGGGACAUGGUUACCAUGGCCAGUACGUUCACUGUGCAGCAGAAUCCGCCACCGGGCAGCGCCACUCCGAGCCUCAGCAGCUGCUCCACGCCCAGCAGCCCAGGUGAUUACUACAGCUCAGUGGAGAGUGACCUGAAGGUGGAGCUGACUGAGAAGCUGUUUGCUCUCGAUACGGAGAGCAACAACAGUCCUGCAAACACUGAGAGAGACUUGAGUGACUUAGAUUUGGAGACUUUGGCUCCUUAUAUCCCAAUGGAUGGUGAGGACUUCCAGCUGAAUCCCAUCAUCCCAGAAUCCGAGCCCCUGGAGGGAGGUCCCGGAGGAUCCAUGGGGAGCAGCAGCAGCCUGACCCAAACACACAAGGCCACGCUGCAGAGUUUCAGCAACAUUGUCAGCCUCUUCCAGCCCUUGUCCUCCCCUCCUCAGUCCCAAGGUCACUACCAGCACCAGCCAGCUACAUCCUGGGCUGCAAGGGAGAAGAGAGGCUCCAGCCAGGGGUCCGUGGACCCCUGUGCAAGGUCUUGCAUUAUGGGGCAAAUGCAGAGUCCCCCGUACCGGGCUCCAGCCAGCACCCCACUGUCCUCCAUGGGUGGGAGGCAGAACCUGCAGUGGCCACCAGACCCUCUGUUAACCUACCAACAGCAACCACGAGCCACCAAGACCUACCUGAUGGAUGCUUUGUCAGGAGAGGAGCGCCUGCCCUGUCAACAGAACACACCACAUCUCAUGCAGAAAUAUAGGUCGGCUGACAAUUUUGUUCAAGCCUACAGAGACAUGAGUCCAGCCAGAGUGGCCAUGGCCAACAGUAUCAAGCGCUCCUUUACCCAGAUGUCUGUGGGUGAAAAUAAGCCAUCGGAAAUCUGGAAGAAGAUGAGGAUUGACGGUUGUGUCGCCAUGGAUCGCUCCCUCAGCACAGGAUCACUGGCAGAGUCGGGGAUGGGAAGGAUGAUGCCAGGCAGCAUGUCUUCCUGUCUCAGCUCUCUGCCGCAACACAGGAAGUGUCAGUAUCCAGAAAAUGGGAUAGCUGGUGCACAUGAGAAAGCUGUUCCCCAAAAGAGCUACAACUACACACAGUAUAACAUGCUGGCUUCUACCAAGACUGAGGGUAUAGUCAGCCGUUUGCUGGGCACUUCCUUUGAGUCCUCCUGCCUGCCAGAGUUGACCCGUUAUGACUGUGAGGUCAACAUCCCGCUGCAGGGCAACCUGCACCUCCUUCAGGGCUGUGACCUACUGCGAGCCCUGGACCAGGCCACCUAGAGCCCCGGAUUCAAACCCCGCCAUAGACCCAACUUACUCCCAGCCCUGAGUCUCAACCUGCAGCCUGAGACUUAAGCCUUUCUUUACAUUCAUACCUAUGGGCCUUCUGAGAGCACUGCUGUUAGGCUACCUAUAGGGAAUGGUAUGCAAAACCAUAUCCUGUCCUAUUAAUGUUAUUUGGUCAGCCCCACACUCUGUCCUUUUUUAUAGCUCUGUACCUAAACCAUCUAAACAAGCUAAGAGAUCAGGGCUACUUGCAUCCCUUUACCCCCAAGCUCUGGACAAGAUGCUGAGGUUGACCGCCAUUGUAUAAAAGUUGACCUGCAUUGAGCCACUCACAUACACAUAGAAGCUAACAUGGGUCACUUGGUGAAAAAAGGUAAACAUGGGACAAAAUGAUGCAACACCUGUGUCACUAAGUCUUGACACUGGGAUUUAGCGCCGGUCAUCGGGUCAGCUCUGUGUUUGGUGUUCAGGCUGAACUCGGGCCUAUGGUGUAAAGGGGUAUUAGCAGCGUGGGAUUUAAACACACACAACCUGCCUUAAAGGCCAGCUCUGCGGUUUCUUGCCAAGGCUUAGCAAGGUGGGAAUCCAUGGCCAGGCUACAUAUAGUUAUGGGAUUCAAACCUACAACCUGUAUCUUAUCCAGACCCACACCCUGGUAUGACCUCUAUGCAGCUCUGUUGCCAGCCCUACCUUCUCUUUAUCAACGUAUUUAGCUCAGACGAGAAGAUGUUAAACUAUCAACACAUCAACAGAGACACUGUGUUCUUUCACUUUGUGUUUUUGACCAGCAGUUAAAACCAGCCCACUUUUGUAGUUUCACUCAAAGCUUCAAGCAAGAGUUGGGUGUCAUGAGGGGGUUGUGACUUGUAGCCAUCAAAUUUAUAAGUAGGCUCAUUAAAUCUGCUUACUGACCCCCCCUCCCACCCAAGAAACAUAAUCACUGCAGUGCAAUAUGCUGGACCGGAGCACUUUAAAGCGUGGCUAAAUGUAACAGCUGUGCCAAAAUAAUUAAUGGUUGGUAGUAUGGAGUCACAACUUCUUUGGCUUGCUACUUGCGUACAUGGCAAGAUAGAGAAUUUCUUUUGCAUAAAACACUUAAUGGUAUAUGGCAAGUCUGCUUAAGAUAAAAGGACCAGGGCAUGAUGAGAAGCAGAAUCAUAAUCAAAAAUGAUACCCAGCUCUGCUCAAGCGUUUCCCACAUAUACAGUCAUCAAACCUGCCUCUUCUUGCCUGAGUCACUGUAACAUCAUCAACCGCUGUGUUUAAAUAACAAAGUAGCGCAGUGUGAUGAUUCUCACAACAACUGGUUUACAAUAGCAUUCAAUCUGUUUGGGUCAACCUUCAAUGAUGCUUUUUUAUUGUUGUUUAAGUUCUUAUAAUAAGUAUAAUUAUUACUUUAUUGAAUUGAGACAUUUUAGCUUUUAUCAGAUCUCCCCACAUUAUUCAAUCCAAAUCGAUGGGGCACUUUACCAUAUCAAUUAUUCCCUCUCGCAUUUUUAUUUUUUUUGUUCUUACUCUACCUACCAGAUUAUUGUGUGUCCAACUCAGACACACUAAUAUAUUACAUAUUGCAAUGCAUCUACUCUACUGUAAGAAUAUUACACUUUGUUUUUCUUUCUUCAAUCUUCUCUUCUUAAACUUGUCUUUGAUUUAACUAAACAUUGUUUCUCUCAUGCUUGUUUUUUUUCUGUCAGGUAUGUAGAUUGUGUGACUACAGGGUUUUUUUUUAUUGUGCAAUUAUUUCAUUAAGCUAAAGCUUAUAUAGUCAGCAACAAAGCUAGCCUUAUUCACCAAUCGGAUAGCUUGUACAAAAGGUCUGACCUGCACACACUGAAAGAGUUCAUGUGAUUACAAUAUUGUGAGCUUACACACACAAACACACACACACUUUACGCAUAUAGACAACCAUAUAAAAACAGUGGUGUGCACAAAUAUCUAAGGAGCUGGUAUGAGGAUGAAAAAGGGGCACCUCUCCUGCAAGUUUAAUUUUAAGGUUUAAAGUGUUGUAGGCUGCUUAACGAGAGAUUACAUGUACUUUUGCUAGUUUUGCUGACCUUUGUCAAAUGCAGACUAUGCAAUUUUAUAUUUUUUCCUACCCUUCCAGGCAGACAUUGGUUUUCAUUUAUUUCUGUGUAGUAUUAAAAUCAAUUAGCAGAAUUUUGAAACUUGCUUGAGUUGUGUAAUGCAUCAUAGUUGCAUAGUUUUUGGGUCAAAGUUACAAUAUUUGUGUGUGGCAAUGCUUGAUUUGAAAAGUCUGCACUGCAUUUCCUGAUUGAUUUGAUUUCAUUAAUAAUUCUAAAUACUUUAACACUGUAGGCCCGUGACAAAGAUUUUUUUUCGUUAUCAAUUAAUAUGCCUUGGAUUGUCUAUAAAAAUUUACAAAAAUAGUGAAAAAUUAUUAUUGAGAGGCAGCAAGUUCAGAUGUCUUGUUUUAUCUGACAAUCAGUCCUAAGCACAUUAUACUGUCCUGUACACUGUCUAAAGUUCUAAGAUAUUCAGGAAUCCUAUAUGGCAAAGAAACAAAUAUGAUGAUAGCAGAGCAUCUACGUUUACAUGUUCAAAGCUUCAUAUUUGAAAUCAAGCUAUAAAUUAUUUGAGACAUCUUGCGUAACUAUAUUCUAAACUAUGAUGCAACUUUGAGCAUUGUCAUUCAUGUCCAUGUAGUACAAAAUGUAUAGAAACUAAUGUCUGCCUGGAAUGGAAGAAAACAAUUCUAAACCGCAGCAACAUGGUUUGCAGAAUGGUUCACUGUAUUGUAAAGUAUGAGUUAGAUUUAUAGUAAAUGGGCUGAACUUGCAAAGUCACUGAAAUGCCCCUCUAAGCUAAAAAGGGGGGGAUAUUUGGGAUGUAUAAUGGGCAUUUGAAUGGGCUAAUCAGAAGUGCAAUAGGGGGGGAUCGUAAGUCACUUUGGCUGAUCAGAGUUCCACUUAGUAGAGAUUGAGUUGGUAUUUGGGCUAAUCAGAGAAUGGGGUUACAUGAGCAGCUCUAGCAGCCUCUAUAGCCCCACUGGUGUGAUAUUAGGGCAAAGAUUAAUCCACUUUUCUGGAGCAGGAAGGGCAAUGGAGGUCGCUCCCCACACCCACUUUGCACACCACUGCACAAACCAGACAGUGUAACGCUAGAUGACAGAAGCAAAUGCAGAAUCACGUACUCAUUCAGACUAUACAUAUGUACAUAGCAGCGGCAGCAGCAGCCUGUGAAGUGACUUGAAUGUGGAGUGUAUGUAUGUAUUCUUUAGGAUUAGGACAAGGCCAGUUUUUUUCUUUAUAAUUAACGACAUGCAGUAGCUGCCAAUAUCAGAGCGCUUUGAUACAGAAUAUUAUUAGUCGUCCUAAUACACAGUGGACUAAGAUUAAGGUCAGGAUUUUUAAUUUCAAACUAGAAACUAAUUUUCACCCCAGUCAUGUCAGUAAUAUCAUCAACAGUAUGCCUUCAGUGAAAACACGUUCUCACAAUAUUUCCUAAUCUAAUUAGUUUUUUUUCCAGGUAAUUGUCUUUGUGUGACCACUUUUUGAAUAUCAGUUAUAGAGCUUUGUACACAUAUACGUUAUGUAUUUAAAAAGACAAAACUAAUGUUGAAGAUAGUGUUUUUAGUGUUUGUGUUCUGGUACUUUGUCCUUAUCUACCCCUGUAGAUGCAGAUCGAUCAGAUCCCCACACAGUGCUGUUUCCGUGUUGUGGUAUUUUUUUUUCCCUUUAUUGUUUUAUCCUUAAAUACCCUUAAUAUCUUAUCCCUAAAAAUAUCUAUUGAAUCUGUCGACUGGACAGUACUGUUGUUGUUCUUGCUUUAAGACAAAAAAAUAACAGGAAAAGAGUUCAGAUUAAAGAUGAAAAUCAGUUUUCUAAGUUUCACUUUUCAGAUAUGUAGCAUUUUGAACAUUGUUAAGAAGGUGAAGUUGCCACAUAAUCACAUAGUUUUCCAGUUGCAUAUAUAAAAGCAAAGGUGCUUCAUUGACCAUGUAUGCGUCAUUUUUAGAACUUUUAUUACAUCUCUUUGAUCCACUAAUACUAUAUUUUGAUGUUCUCUGCUGUAUGUCAUGCUGAAAGUUUAUUUUAAAUCUAUAUAACGUGCCUUAUCAUGACUUCAUUGUUGUCUCAACGCCUACUGACUUUGCCCUUCAAGUGCACAGUUUGUUCCCUUCAACCUGUAACAUAAAUAACUCUGGGGGUGAUUUUUAAUUAAAUCCUAACAUGAUAUUGUAUCCCAUGUAAAAGUUAAACUAUUUGGUUUGCUAUUCUGAUAGAAUAGCAAACCACUUCCCUUUGGUUUGGGUCUGCUUACCUUUUUGUCAUGCUUAUUGUCCAAUAGAAGCUCCCAUAAUUUUUGUAAGAACUGGAAAAGAUCCAAAAUUAAGUGAUACAACAUCACAGUUAGGAUGUUUUUCCAUAAUAACCCCUGAGGUCCUGUUAACAGAUCCUCUAUAGCCUCAUCUGAUACAUUAAUUUAGAUCAAGAUUCAAGUAGAACCCUACAAGAACUCCAUGUAGAUCCCCUGGUGAUGAAGAGAAAAUUUGUUGAACGGUUUUUAAGGUAAUAAUUUCCUAGCUCAUCAAAUGACCUGACAGUCUCUUGAUGAGGGGGUUUAGGUGAAAAAGAUUUGACUGUACAGUAAGAGUUUUCCUGGAAGGGUCACAGGUCAGAGGGGACAGUAGUGUCCGACCAAGUUCAUGCUUUGCUUUUGCAGAUUGCUUGAUACAGAUGUUGAGAGUCCAUUACUAUCACUCGGCAAACUAAAUUUUCCUGACUUUUAUUUGGAUAUAUAGCUUUUUAUUUGAAUAAACAUGCUGCACAGUGUGCUUUUAAGAUGCAAAUGAUGUGAGUGGUGCUUAAAAGUGUUAGAUUAAGAUUACAAGCUGAAUAUUGGGAAUUUGAAACAAAACAAACAGAUACCUCCUCCAGCAGUUUGGUCAUCUGUGACUUGACCGUGUAGAUAAUACAGUUUGAAAUGAAAGCUAUUCAAUUUCUCAUGAAUGCCUCGUGUAUAGGAGAGACACCAAUAAAAUGAAAUUCAUAAUUUUACGAACCGCCCCAUAUUUAUGGUUUUUGCCAUUAUUUCUACUAGCUACUAUCACAUUUUGGACCACCUCCAUUGCAGAGACAUAGGAAUGAAGUAAAAUAUCAUGAUUUAGAAGCUUAGAUUACAACCAAAUCUGCAGUUUAACUAUAUUACAGUAUCUGAACUACUUUUUUGGAUGGAAAAACGUGAUCUUAAAAGGAGGCCUAUUAUACUGCUUUUCCAGUCCAAGUUCAUAAAUUAAAUUUUUGUGAAGAUUAAAUCCAGGUUGUAAAAAAAAAAAAACAGCCACCUGGGCCACAAGAUGUUUAAUAGGACUGGAGAGGAGCAUUACCCUGAGAGGGGAUGUAGGCAGAGAAACAGUUUGAACAAUUAUGAAGAUAUGAAAAUAACUGAUGUCGAGCUGAGAGACACAUCUUGCUCAGCCUGCCCACUGACGCAUAUCUCUCAACUCCUCCACUCGACAGAUUACUCAUCUGUUUCUACUCUCACUCCCCUCUUGCGCUUUAAUUUUUUGGAAAUUCAAACAAAAUUUGGUUUUCUCUCCUAAUGUUACUUUAGACAAGAGGGCAAUUUUUUCAUUACUCAAAUUAAAAGUUCUUCUUAUUUCAAGGUGAAAAGCCUGCAAAUUGAGCUAUUCCUAUUUGUAAGAUAAUGUAUAGUAUUUAAAAAAACUUGUUAUGUUUUAAAUUCGGAUUUCUGAUUAUAGAAAUCAAAGUUUGUUAGAUUAGGUUUCCAGAAAAGCACCUUAAGCAUGUUUUUAAAUAUUGUCAGAUUUACAGUCAAAUAUAAAACUAUUCUUUAACAGUCCCAGUUGUAUGUUAAUCUCAUGGGACCAAAGAGGUUUUAGGAUUAUAUUACAUGUUCUGAAACAUGCAAAUGGACUUUUUAGCAACUGAUGAGAUUUGAACCAAAUUGUGUUAAUGUAUGUGGAUAGAGUUGGCCAGAUGGAAGUUGAUUUUAAAAAUACAAAUCUAGGCAGAAGGGAAGUCCUGCACCCCAUUUUAAGCUAGCUUCUGCUCCACUAGCCAAGGCAAGACAAUUUAAAAUAAAAAGUUUUUAGAAAUAUAAAAUGUAUACACCUAGUCAUUUAACCAAGAUAAAACAACAAUUAUUUUGUAGCAUUUAAAAACUACACCUCUGAGUCCUUAAAGUAUCUUAGAGGUAUCAUAUCCUAACAUUGUUUUAUCUUUGCUAAAAUAAAAUGUGAAAAUAUCACUGCUUAAGUGUUAUAGUAGAUAUUAGAUUACCUUAGAAUAUGGAUAGAAAACCCCAGAAACUAGACAGAAGAGAGAAAACUCAGAGAAUCCAUUAAAACGCAAAUGCUAGUAGCACAGAUGCUAACCUAAAAACGGGUGGGGCUUCAGCUCUCUAUUUAAAGCCUAGAAGGCUUAUCACCAGUCGUAGUGCUCAACAUACUGUGCUGCUUGAAGGGUUUCCCCCAAAACAAAAAAGUGUCAGGAGUCAGUCGACUCCUUCAUUGCACUUCCUCUUUAAAAAAACAAUAUAGCAUUUUGUCUUGUGUCUCGUGUAACAGGGUUUUUGUUUUUCCUUAUGGGAUCCAUGUUCAGCUAUUUGUAUUCUGUUUUGUCAAUGUCAUACAGUAAUGUUAUAUUAGCUAGUUCUGUAUUUUUUUUAAAUAAGCUAAAAAUAUUGAACUUAUUAUUAUCAUAUAUUGUUAUUACUAUAUGGGGAACUCAACCCAAUAAGAAGUUUGUGUUUCUGCACUGAUAUCUUAUUAUUAAAGCAUACUGAUCUUAUCCUCCCUCA
This is a messenger RNA of Micropterus dolomieu (smallmouth bass), 9847 nucleotides long. RefSeq names its product endothelial PAS domain protein 1b (gene epas1b). Lineage: Eukaryota; Metazoa; Chordata; Actinopteri; Centrarchiformes; Centrarchidae. Gene Ontology annotation, biological process: cellular response to hypoxia; regulation of transcription by RNA polymerase II. Gene Ontology annotation, molecular function: RNA polymerase II transcription regulatory region sequence-specific DNA binding; DNA-binding transcription factor activity, RNA polymerase II-specific; protein dimerization activity. The transcript is spliced from 17 exons. The coding region runs from base 419 to 3058 and encodes 879 amino acids. The record is from RefSeq and is a predicted model, not a curated record.